Messenger RNA from Impatiens glandulifera, 2378 nucleotides. RefSeq lists its product as uncharacterized. Lineage: Eukaryota; Viridiplantae; Streptophyta; Magnoliopsida; Ericales; Balsaminaceae. The record is from RefSeq and is a predicted model, not a curated record. The coding region runs from base 211 to 2334 and encodes 707 amino acids. The transcript is spliced from 13 exons.
AUUUAGAAUUCGUUAGUCAAAGCACUGAAAACUGGGAAGAGAAUAUGGAUCUGAGAGAGAAAGUCUAGGGCUUAAAAUUGACGGUUAUUGUUAGUAUGUAUGCCAUGGAUCGGAUCGUGAACUCGCUUGAAUCGGGAAUCAGCUGCUGCAAUGGCGAACCAACACAGCGAUCGAUCGAUGAAGAAACAAAGGUGACGAUUCAGAACAAGGAUGAGGAAGAGAGAUUUAGCUAUCCUUAUGUUAUGUGCUUUUGUUAUCUUCUUCUCUUUACAGAAUGAAGGCGAUUUUUCAUUCAGAGAGUCAUGGUUCCAUCUAUCUGAGGAGUAUCCGAUCAAAUAUGAAGGCGAACGUCUCCCACCUCCCAUUGUUGCUGAUCUGAAUGGAGAUGGGAAAACAGAGGUUCUCGUCGCUACACACGAUGCCAAAAUUCAGGUUCUGGAUCCCCAUGUUAGGCGUGUGGACGAAGGAUUCAGUGAAGCUCGUGUUCUGGCAGAUAUAUCGUUGUUGCCGGAUAAGAUUCGUGUGGCAUCUGGAAGACGUGCUGUGGCCAUGGAGGCUGGAGUUAUAGAUCGGAAUUAUAAACGAGGAGAUUCGCAGAAGCAGGUUCUUGUAGUUGUCACUUCAGGUUGGUCUGUAAUGUGCUUUGAUCAUAACCUUAAAAAGCUUUGGGAGUCAAAUCUACAGGAGGAUUUCCCACAUAAUGCACAUCAUAGUGAGAUAUCCAUUCUUAUUAGCAAUUACACAUUGAAACAUGGAGAUUCAGGAUUGGUAAUUAUUGGUGGAAGGAUGGAAAUGCAACCCCAUGUUCAUAUGGAUCCUUUUGAGGAAAUUUUAAUCGAAGAGAAGAAUGCUGAACAGCAUAGAAGAAGUGCGGGCAAAGAGGAACCUCAAGAAAAUGCUGGAACUAUGGAUGUUCGCCAUUUUGCAUUUUAUGCAUUUGCUGGCCUGACUGGUGUGCUUCGUUGGAGCAGACAGAAUGUGAAUAUUGAAGCACACACUUUGGAUGCAUCACAGUUGAUUCCACAGCACAACUACAAGCUCGAUGUUCACUCAUUGAACUCUCGUCAUCCUGGUGAGUUGGAAUGUCGGGAAUUCAGAGAAUCAAUUCUUGCAGUUAUGCCACAUCGCUGGGAUAGGCGAGAAGAUACAAUGUUAAAGCUUGCACAAUUUAGAAAGCACAAAAGGAAGAAAUUGAAGAGAAUAAAUGGGAAAACUACAAUCAAAAGUCCUUUUCAUAAGCCUGAGGACAUGGAUACUCCAGGCAAAAACACAGCAGGAAGAGUUUCAAACUUGAUUGGAAAAGCCACUAUGUAUGCUGGAUCUGCAAAAUCUAAAAAGGCAUUGCCUUAUGUUCCUACCAUAACAAAUCAAACUCGACUUUGGUGGGUCCCCAAUGUUAUCGUUGCUCAUCAGAAGGAAGGGAUAGAAGUUAUCCAUUUAGCAUCUGGGCGUACUGUAUGUAAGCUUCAUCUGAACGAAGGUGGGCUCCAUGCAGACAUUAAUGGAGAUGGAGUCCUCGAUCAUGUCCAGGCUAUUGGAGGAGGAAAUGGUAUUGAGCAGAGAGUUGUAAGUGGGUCGAUGGAAAUGCUGCGACCCUGUUGGGCGGUUGCAACUUCUGGGGUGCCUGUAAGAGUGCAACUUUUCAAUGUUUCAAUAUGUCACCAUUCCCAUUUGAAGGUUUUCCAGAAUGGAGACAUUUGGAGAAGCUUUGUUCAAAGUCGUGAUCAGAUGACUUCUUCUUUAGAUGUUGCUACACCCAUUAUAAUCCGAAAACAACGUAAGAAGAGAGGCAGAAGCAGCGGUUAUGUCGUGUUCUUAACCAACAGAGGGGAGGUGACUUCAUACUCUCCAGGUGAGCACGAUGAUGCAGUUUGGCAAUGGCAGAUUCAAACAGGAGCAACAUGGUCAAACCUUCCUUCUCCGUCGGGGAUGAUGGAAGUUGGAAAGGUGGUCCCAACGCUAAAGGCGUUGUCACUGCGGGUGAAGAAGGAUUUGGAAGAUGAUGAUGAAGAAGUGACGAUGAUACUGGCGGCAGGUGAGCAGGAGGCGGUGGUGAUAUCGCCUGGAGGGAUGAUAGUGGCGUCUGUAGGUCUUCCUUCUCCGCCUUCACAUAGGGUGAUAACGGUAGAUUUCUCGAAUGAUGGACUGAUUGAUCUUAUAUUGGUGAGCUCUAAUGGUGUUUAUGGAUAUGUUCAGAGGAGACAUGGUGGUGCUCUUUUCUUUAGUACAAUGGUGGGUUGUUUGAUUAUAGUGAUGGGGGUCAUAUUCGUUUCACAGCAUCUCAAUUCCAUCAACGCCAAACCUAGAUCAGGAUCAGGUUCAAGUUCACGAUGAACAUAUAUAUAUAUAUAUACAUGAACCACCACACUCUUUUUCUU